Pollicipes pollicipes is the source of this 2953-nucleotide messenger RNA. RefSeq names its product ethanolamine kinase 1 (gene eas). The transcript has 8 exons. NCBI's taxonomy places the organism in Eukaryota, Metazoa, Arthropoda, Thecostraca, Pollicipedomorpha, Pollicipedidae. Gene Ontology annotation, biological process: phosphatidylethanolamine biosynthetic process. The record is from RefSeq and is a predicted model, not a curated record. The coding region runs from base 169 to 1218 and encodes 349 amino acids. Gene Ontology annotation, molecular function: ethanolamine kinase activity. Gene Ontology annotation, cellular component: cytoplasm.
GGGCGGGCGGACUUCUCGCGCUGCUGAACGCCGCUCUGCCGCUUUCGGGCGCUGGUUUUACGACGCGUGUGACUACCGUCGUGCCACGUGUUUCAACGAUCGGCGAUCGGCGUGGUUAUUGAGGAUCAGGGUAUCUGUGAAGGGCGUUCAGUUUUGUGCUGAUCCGCCAUGCGCUGCUUCGACCGCGUGCUGGACCCGCUGGACUAUGAGGCCGGCAUUCGGGAGAUGCUGCGCGUGCUGCAGCCCGACUGGAAGCCGGACGCGAUGAAGCUGCAGAAGUUCACGGGCCUGACCAACACGCUGGUGGGCUGCUGCCAUGACGGUGACCGGGACGGCAUGGUGCUGUUUCGCAUGUACGGCGACGGCACAGACCUCUUCAUUGACCGCGACGCCGAGAAGCGCAACAUGCAGAUGAUGCAUCGGGCCGGCUGCGCGCGGCCCCUGCUGGCCUCGUUCCGCAAUGGCCUGGUGUACGGCUACCAGCCGGGCCGCACGGUCACCAAGGAAACGGUGCGCGCGCCCGAAGUGUUCCCGCUGGUGGCGGCCGCCAUGGCGCGCAUGCACCGGAUCCGUGCUGCGGGCGCCACGCCGCCGUCCGUGUGCCUCUGGGCCUCGCUCGACAAGAUGAUGGAGCUGGCGCCCUCGUCGUUCGACGACCCCCAACAGCAGCAGAGGUACUUAUCGGCACUGCGCGGUCCGGCGGAGCUGCGCGCGGAACUGAAGGAGCUGCGCGCCGAGGUAGAGGCGCUGGACUCGCCGGUCGUCUUCUGCCACAACGACGGACUGCUGGACAACGUUCUGGUGACGCCGGACGGCCGCGCCUGCCUCAUCGACUUCGAGUACGGCGGCUUCAACCACCAGGCGUACGACAUCGGCAACCACUUCAACGAGUAUGCCGGUACCGAGGACGUGGACUACAGCCUGUUCCCGGGCCGGGAGCUGCAGCUGCAGUGGCUGCGCUGCUACCUCACCGCCUACCUCAACACCAGUCUGUCCGAGGCGCCGCAGCCCACUGGCCAGGCCGUCCAGCCUAGCGACGAGCAGGUCGAGCGGCUCUACGUGCAGACCAACAAGUUUUCACUGCUGUCACACUUCUACUGGGGCGUUUGGGCUCUUGUACAAACCCGGUUCUCCAAGAUCGACUUCGACUAUUUGGAGUACGCCAUCAUCCGCUUCUCAGAGUACGACCGGAGGCGGGCGGCGCUGGCGACGCUGUAGGGUCACGAGGCGACCCGGCCGACCGCCGCCCCCGCCCCCUCCCCAUCCGCGACAUUCCAGCCCAUUCCAGGCGGCCGGUGUGGGCCGGGGAGCUGACGCCGGCCCGUGCUGCCCGGCCGGAGGCUGCAGGACGGGGACCUGAAGAAUCGCCAUGCGCGGGCUGGGAGAGGGCCGAGCCGUCUGGCCACGCGCAACCUCCGGGUGUUGAUUGUGCGAGCUCAUAUCACCGAUGUGUUCGACGGAGUCACCCGGCAAUCGGUAUCAUGGUAGGCGGCGUCGGUUUGCAUGAGACGCGUGAUCGGAUUGCGACAAUUGCGCAAUGCCGCGCUUCGGCGACGCCCACGAUGGCGUACAAUAAUGACGUCAGUAUUAAAUUGGCACAAUUAUUAAGGUGGGGUUUAUCGUGACUGCUGCAAUAUUGGAUGACUUGCGAAUAUGGAAGCAAUAUCUGAGGACUUUCAAGUGGAGUGCUCGAAAGUAACUUCGCAGAAUUAUUUGAAUCAAACUAAGACCUGCUGUUUUGGGGGGUGUUGAUAUAUCAGAGCCAUCUGUGUCAGCUGAGUUUGUCUUUUAACUAAUUAUAUCCGUGCGUGCAUCCGGUGGAUGACACAGUGUGCUAAAGUAUACGCCGCCGUAAAAAUGGCGAGAUGACUGAUAUCUUUAACGGGACGUUUUAUGAUCGCUGUCAUGACAUGGUAGGCAAAAAUGGUUUUACGUGGCAGAAUUGCCGCCUUCUAUAGUCUGUACCGAUAACAGUAAGGCAAUUCUUGACUAAGCGUACGCCGUACUGGUCCCGUCUUGGUUCACAGAAGAUCGCUGGUGAGGCCUGCAAACGGUUGGCAUGUGUGCACGUGCAGUCUUGGGUUCUGAUGCCGAGUGGCGAGGGUGGCCUCGACACCAAGACUUUGGAAAUGUUCCGUGCCGCGUUUCAGACGAACUGAGCCAUGUGCGUUGAUCGACGCGCCUUAAACUAGAUAGUAAGUGUAUGCCGAUGUACUUGCCGUUUGCAUCGAAACAUUCAUCAAAAGUGCCUCGUGCUCGUGACUGCUGGUGGCCGGAGGGGCCAUCAAUACGCCAUGUCAUCACGUCGGCAAGAGAGAGCGCGCAUAAAGAAUGUAAGACCAGUAUUAGUGACCUCUUGUGUGUUUCUUUGCUCCGUCACACAUUAAGCCAUUUUGAAAACACUUGGUGCUAAAGUGACAAGACACCUGUGACUAUCACGCGUAUGAGUCUGGUUCUACGUUCUUCACCGGGCAGUUAACUAUCAGCAAUGAUGCGGAGGCAGUCUGCGUGUGUGAUAUGUGGCAUAACAAAUGAUAGGUAUGCUUCAAACCAUCGCCAUAUUUUGUAUUGCAACGGUUGGUUAGCGGUUCGGAAAUGCGUUGAGAUGAUAGUAGGAUUUAUUCAGUUGCUGUUAUUUUGCAUGCUAUUUUUCAUCAGUUGCCGCAGUCUACGCUGGCUAGAUGUUAUGAGUCGAGUAGAAUGUCCGAUUUUUAAAUAUUUGACGUAGUAUGUUGAAAUCAGCAAUGCCCGGUAACAUCGGCCGACCUAUUCUUGUUUUGUGGCGGGCUGUAUUUUCUGUCGACCGCCGCUGUGCUGUCGCACUGAUGUGUUGAACCAUGCGGCUAACCAUUCCAGCAGCACGACACUUGUGUGGGUGUGGUGCCAACAAACUUGUAACACUGCGGCCGCCGCUACAAACCACAUGCCUUGCAAUAUAUCUCCAUGGGACUCA